Messenger RNA from Eremomyces bilateralis CBS 781.70, 2097 nucleotides. RefSeq names its product glutamine:fructose-6-phosphate amidotransferase. Gene Ontology annotation, biological process: protein N-linked glycosylation; fructose 6-phosphate metabolic process; UDP-N-acetylglucosamine metabolic process. The transcript has 5 exons. The coding region runs from base 1 to 2097 and encodes 698 amino acids. Gene Ontology annotation, molecular function: carbohydrate derivative binding; L-glutamine:D-fructose-6-phosphate transaminase (isomerizing) activity. The record is from RefSeq and is a predicted model, not a curated record. Lineage: Eukaryota; Fungi; Ascomycota; Dothideomycetes; Eremomycetales; Eremomycetaceae.
AUGGCUGGAUUCUGCGAAUGCAGUGGUAUCUUUGGGUACGUCAACUACCUGGUGGAGAAGGACCGGAAGUUCAUUGUCAACACUCUCGUCAAUGGUUUAUCGAGACUCGAAUAUCGUGGCUACGAUUCGGCCGGAUUUGCCGUCGAUGGCGACAAAAAAAAUGAGGUGCUUGCUUUCAAGGAGGUCGGCAAGGUGGCCAAGUUGAGGGAGAUGAUUGAGGAGGCCAAGCCGGAUCUGACCAAAGUUUUCGAUUCGCACGCUGGUAUUGCACACACCCGAUGGGCCACCCACGGUCGGCCAUCCCAACUCAACUGCCAUCCUCAUCGGUCCGACCCCAAUUGGGAAUUCUCCGUGGUUCACAAUGGAAUCAUCACCAACUACAAGGAAUUGAAGGCUCUUCUGGAGGGCAAGGGCUUCAAGUUUGAGACCGAGACCGAUACCGAAGCGAUUGCGAAGCUUGCCAAGUUUAUCUACGAUGCCCACCCCGACAUCGAUUUCGACGUGUUGGCUCAAGCCGUGAUCAAGGAGCUCCAGGGCGCUUUCGGGCUGCUCUUGAAGUCUACCCACUACCCUCACGAAGUCAUUGCUGCUCGCAAGGGAUCACCGCUGGUCAUCGGUGUCAAGACUCAGAAGAAGAUGAAGGUGGACUUUGUUGAUGUGGAGUUCGGCGAGGAUGUUGCCCUUCCUGCCGAGACCGCUUCUCAGAACGUGGCGUUGAAAAAGACCAACAACUUGCUUGCACCGCCGGAUAAGAGUCUCCUCCACCGUUCGCAAUCCCGAGCGUUCCUCUCCGACGACGGGAUUCCGAUUCCGACCGAAUUCUUCCUCUCCUCCGACCCGUCCGCGAUCGUCGAACAUACCAAGAAGGUCCUAUAUCUCGAGGAUGACGAUAUUGCCCAUAUCCACGAAGGUUCCCUCAACAUUCACCGUAUGAAGCAUUCCACUAGCACGUCCAACGUCCGUGCCAUCCAGACCAUCGAGAUUGAACUUCAGGAGAUCAUGAAGGGUUCCUUCGAUCAUUUCAUGGAGAAGGAAAUCUUCGAGCAACCCGAAUCCGUCAUCAACGCCAUGCGUGGUCGUUUGGACCUGGAGAACAAGAAGGUGACCUUGGGUGGGCUUCGACAGUACCUGAGCACCAUUCGCCGCUGCCGACGGUUGAUCUUCAUUGCCUGUGGCACAUCAUAUCAUUCCUGCAUGGCCGUCCGUGGGAUCUUCGAAGAACUGACCGAGAUCCCCAUCUCCGUCGAACUUGCAUCCGAUUUCCUCGAUCGCCAGGCUCCGGUAUUCCGCGAUGACACCUGUGUCUUCGUCUCGCAAUCCGGAGAAACCGCCGAUUCGUUGUUGGCGUUACGCUUCUGCUUGGAGCGGGGUGCACUCACCGUUGGGAUCGUGAAUACCGUCGGCUCAUCCAUUUCGUUGAUCACCCACUGCGGUGUUCACAUCAAUGCUGGACCCGAGAUCGGUGUUGCGUCGACCAAGGCGUAUACUUCCCAGUUCGUUUGCAUGGUCAUGUUUGCUCUGUCACUCUCCGAGGACCGUGCAAGCAAGCAUCAGCGACGUGAGGAGAUUAUGGAGGGUCUUGGAAAGAUUUCCGAGCAGUUCAAGGAGGUUUUGAAGCUCGACAAACCGAUCAAGAAAAUGUGUGAUCAGUUCAAGGAUAAGAAGAGCAUUCUUCUUCUUGGACGCGGUGCUCAGCAUGCCACCGCACUGGAAGGUGCAUUGAAGAUCAAGGAGAUUUCGUAUCUCCACUGCGAAGCCGUCAUGUCCGGAGAGUUGAAACAUGGCGUUCUUGCGCUUGUCGACGAGGACCUUCCGAUUGUCAUGAUUUUGACUCGUGAUGACAUUUUCAAGAAGUCUUUGAAUGCCUAUCAACAGGUGGUUGCUCGAGGCGGUCGACCCAUCAUCAUCUGCAAUGAGGGUGACCCGGAAUUCCCUGCCGAGAAGGUUGAGAAGAUCGAGGUUCCUACCAACGUUGACGUCCUUCAGGGAUUGAUCAAUGUUAUUCCUCUGCAACUGAUGGCCUAUUGGCUUGCCGUCAAUGCCGAUUUGAACGUUGACAUGCCGCGUAACUUGGCUAAGUCGGUGACGGUUGAGUAA